Messenger RNA from Monodelphis domestica (gray short-tailed opossum), 5875 nucleotides. It is a transcript of the gene TRAIP, whose product is annotated as TRAF interacting protein. Gene Ontology annotation, cellular component: nucleus; site of DNA damage. NCBI's taxonomy places the organism in Eukaryota, Metazoa, Chordata, Mammalia, Didelphimorphia, Didelphidae. The record is from RefSeq and is a predicted model, not a curated record. Gene Ontology annotation, molecular function: ubiquitin protein ligase activity. Gene Ontology annotation, biological process: replication fork processing; protein ubiquitination.
AGGAAUUAGGCUCAUGGGGCAAGGUGCAAUGAAUGGUAUUAUUAGGUAAGUUUUUCCUUAUGCCAUUUGAUAGAUGAUAGGGUGGAAUCAAAGGACUGCAAUGAUAGGGUCAGAUGAAAGAAUUGCUUUAGGGAAGCCCAUACAGGUUUUUGACACACUGGCUGCUUCUUCAUCCUGGUCAGUUCCAUUGGCUCCCAUCCUAAACCCCACUAGGUCAGUUAGUCAAAAAGCAUUUAUUAUGAGCCAGGAACCAUUGUAAGCACUGGUCAUACAAAGGCAGAGCUUUUUAUUUUUAAAAACCCUUAUCUUCCAUUUUAAAAGUAAUACUGUGUAUGGAUUCCAAGAGGGAAAGGGUGGUAAGGGUUAAGCAUUUGGGGUUAAGUGACCUGCCCAGGGUUAUACAGCUAGGAAGUGUCUGAGGCCAACUUUGAACCCAGGAUCCCUAUCUCUAGGCCUGGCUCUCAAUCCACUGAACCACCCAGAUGCCCCCAUGGAGCUCACCUUCUAAUGGGGAAGACAACAUGUAAAUUUGUAGGUAUAGACAAGAUCUUUGCCAAGUAGGAGGAAGAUAGUCAAAGAGAGGAAGACCUGAAGAAGGUAGGGCUUGAGCUAAGCCAUGAAAGCCAAGGAAGCUAAAAGGUAGAGGUGAGGAUGGUUUUUGUUUCAGGCAGUUUGAAGGCACUGAGAAAGAGAUGGAAUAUUGUGUUUAAGAAAGAGUAAGCAGGCUACCCACACUGCUGAAUUUUGACUAUGCCAGCUUAUGGGUUAAGGUAAACUUGGACCACAGAAGUGGGGAAACAUAUAGUUCUUUGAAGUGAUGAACUGGGCCAUGAUUCUAUCUCUAUUGAAAAUGAAAAAUUAAACACAUGAUCUAUGCCAGGAAACUUUCCACUCUACCUAUGCUGUGCCCAGGGAAAGUGCCAGGGAUUUUCUUUCUCAAACAGGACCUUGAAUUGUUUUGUCUGAUGCAUUUGUUAGGUCUACGUUAGCAUCCAGGGUCAUAGGUUGUUAAAAAUGGGGAAAAGAUGUUGUUGACUUUAAGCUUAAUCUUCUAUUACAAUUAUUCCUCUUUCAAGCUGAUCUGGGUCUUCCUGGUGCUUCAGACCCCCAUAGGGAAAUUCCAACAGCAUAACUGAAGCUAGAGACUAGAAUAUAAGGAGCAGGAGAUCAUGGCAAUAUCCCAGAUGACUUGACAGGGAAUUUCGCCUCUUCUAUUUCUAUUUUGCCUCAUCAUUUUCUUUAUCAGUAAAAUGAGGAAAGCUGGACUAGAUCGUUAAGGUCUCUUGGAGCUUUAACCUCUAAGACCCAUAGUAUAUGUAUUGAAACUAGCAUUUCUGUCCCUUGCAGGGGCUCCGUAAUUCUUGUUCUUUAGAGGGCCAGUAGCUUAAGGCUUUUUGUGGACUCAAAAGGUUUAGGAGCACCUAGAAUAGAACUAUCCUCCUGGAGAAUGACAACUUGCUAACUGGAUAGGUAGAGUUAGCCCUCUAGUCUCAGUUUACCAACUCAAUUCCAUUCAGGUGAACAUUGAUUAAAUUAAGCAUUUAUAACUAAUAGGCAAGUUCUUUGUGCUAUGAGACCAACUCUUCCCAGAAGCCUCUUGCUUUCCCCUUAUCCUGGAGGUAUAACACAUACCCAAACCUAACAUCCUGGCUUAGUGGCUUGGUCCAAUAGAGAUAAUAGGUCUCUGGAUCACAGACAGCCUAGCUAUAAACCUGUUUAUGACCAGCCUGAAGAAGGAAGGGUAUGAUAUUCCCACCAGCUGGGGUCCAUGUCUGUUGCAGAUGACUUUCCUCAAAGAGCACUGAUCUGGGCACAUUGCUUUUCCUUUCUACUAUCAAGGAGUUAACUAGAUUUUGCUAAGUGUUGGGGUGCCUACACUCAAGUCUUGAAUACCUUGCAGGGAGGUGGUCAGCUGUAGAACUUAAUUCAAAUGAUUGGUCUUUUGGUUCACACAAACUGACUCAAGUAGUUGGUUUUUAGUGGUGUAGCUGGGAGGGGUGGAUUCCUUUGAAGCAUAUAUGGACUGCAUUCAUGCUUUUUAACUGAUCCUGUCUCAACCCCCCUACCUAAAGCUGAGGCAGGGUGAUUCAAGGUACAGCCAGAGAAAUGGGACAGUAAGGAGAGGGGAGGAUUUUCUCAGGACAGAAAGUAUCUUUACUGCAGACACAGGGCAGGGGCCCAAGCCCCUUGACAUUGAUCUUAUGAUCUGGGACUUUCCACCAUCCUCAUGCAAUUAUUAAGUACCUGUGUAGUGUCUGGCAGACAGGUAGGUGGUAAAGUGGAUAGAAUUCAGGGUCUGGAAUCAGGGAGACUCAUAUUCCUGAGUUCAAAUCUGGCCUCAGAUACUUGCUAGCUGUGUAACCUUUGGAAAAGUCAUUUAACCUUGUUUGCCUCAGUUUCCUUAUGGGAAAAGCAGAUGGCAAACCACUCCAGUAUCUUUGCCAAGAAAACCCCAAAUAAGGUCACAAAGAGUCUACUGAAAUGUCUGAGUAGCAACAGGAGUCAGGCCCUGGGAAUACAAAGAAAAGCAAAAAACCAAAAUAGUUGCUGUCUUUAAGGAGCUCACAAUAUCAAGGGAUAAAACCUAUAUAAAAAAGAAAAACUGUCCCAGGCCAUCAGCUGAGGCAAGGCUGGACAUGUCAGGUUGAGGCCCCUAACGAUACAGAAUACAGAAGCCCUUAGGUUCCGGGGAAAUGAAAGGAAGGAAGGAAAGAGAGAAGCAUGUCAGAACUGGAAGGAAACCUGGGCACAAUUUAGGCCAACCUCUUCAUUUCAUAGAUGGAAAAAGUGAGGCCCUUAGUGGAGAGGCGACUGGCCCAGAAGUUACACAGAAUUAGAAUCCCAGCCCUCUUUUCCCUGGAUGUCCCCCUAACCCCUAGAAUUUAGUGGCUUGGAGAGCAUUUUUCCUUCAUUUUACAUAUGGGGAAAGGGAGACCCUUAAAGGGGAGGUGGCAAGCCAACGGUUUGUUGUAAAAAAUUUUAAACCCUUACAUUGUCUUUGCAUGAAUUCUAAGAAGAACAGUAAGGGCUAGGCAGUGGGAAGUUAAGAGACUUGCCCAGGGUCACACAGCUAGGAAGUGUCUGAGGCUAGAUUUGAACCCAAGACCUCUCAUCUCUAGGCGUGGCACUCUAUCCACUGUGCCACCCAGUUGUCCCAGACAAGCCCAAUAUGACACAGAGAGCAGCAGAAUGAGAAUCCCAGGCCAGGUUUUUUACCUCUAAGUCCAUAUCUCUUUCCCUUGGACCCCACUGCCAAUAAUUUAGUGACACUUGGGGAGCGUCUCCUUCCCGUUUCAGAAGGGGAAACACAUAGGGAAGACGGUUUGCCCAAGGGAGGUCAAAGGGAGGAAAGGAGGGGGAGAAGGAUAGAGCCAAGUCGUUCCUUCAGGGACUAAGCCACUGCAACUGGCGCAACAGCUGUCAAGGAGCAGCUGGAGCCCAGGCGGGCCACGCCUCCGCCCCUGGUAGCCCCACCCCCUCCCUACUCCGCCACCCCCCCAGGCCUCGCGCAGCUCCACAUACAGAUUUCGCGCCUCGCUCCUCUUUCGUCACUUCCCCUUCGCUUACGGAAGCCACUCUGACGGAGCCAAAUUUGAAGAGAGACUACAAGUUUACGUAUCAUGUGACUACUGCUCGGGUCUACUCGGAGUCUGCGGACCUGAAGGGCCCGCUCCCUGCCCUCAGACCCUCCUGGUUCAGGCCCCAGACCCGCACAGGACCCUUUUGACCGGCGUCCCACGCAGAGCUGCCUGGGCCACAAUGCCGAUCCGCGCGCUCUGCACCAUCUGCUCGGACUUCUUCGACCACUUCCGAGAUGUGGCGGCCAUCCACUGUGGGCACACCUUCCACCUGGAGUGCCUCAUUAAGUGGUUUGACACUGCACCAAGUCGUACAUGUCCACAGUGUCGGAUUCAGGUUGGCAAAAGAUCCAUUAUCAAUAAGCUAUUCUUUGACCUUGCUCCAGAGGAGGAAGCAGUCUUGGAUGCAGAGUCCUUAAAGAAUGAACUGGAUAAGACUAGAGCCCAGCUGUCAUUGAAAGUGAAAGAGAAGAAAGAUUGCCAAUCCAUCAUUGACUCUUUGAGAGAAGUUCUAGAUGUGCGCAAUGUCACCAUAGAGUCACUGCAAAAGGCCCUGGGGGAGUCUGAAAUGCUGUGUUCCACCUUUAAGAAACAAAUAAAGUACUUGGAGCAGCAGCAAGAUGAGACCAAGCAUAUGAAAGAGGAGGCCUAUCGCCUGAGGAACAAAAUGAAGACCAUGGAACGACUCGAAAUCUUGCUCCAGAGCCAGCGCCCAGAAGUGGAACAGAUGAUCCGAGACAUGGGAGCAGGCCAGUCCGCUGUGGAACAACUAGCUGUAUACUGUAUAUCACUGAAGAAAGAAUAUGAAAAUCUCAAAGAGGCCCGGAAGGCCUCAGGUGAGCUGGCAGAUAAGCUGAGGAAGGAUUUGCUUUCUUCUAGUAAUAAGUUGCAAAAGGCAUUCUCUGAGCUUGAUAAGGCCAAGGAGGAACUGAAAUCAACCCAGAAGGAUUUGCAGAAUGCAGACAAGGAAAUUACGAGCUUAAAGAAGAAGCUGAGGAUUCUACAGGGGACCCUGAACCUGCCAUCCCACACCAGUGAGACCCUCAGUCGGCUUGUCUUUGAGAGCCCAGCUCCUGUGGAAAUGCUGAACCUCAAGUUGCGCCAGCCCGCCCAAGGUGAGGACAUUGAUCUGAAUGCCUCUUUCGAUGUGGACACGCCUCCAGCCCAGCCCCAUAGUUCCAAGCUCAUCCCAGCUAAGAAGCUCUGCCUGGAGCAGCCGAGCCCUCGGACUCCUGGCAUUUCCAAAAAAGAUAACAAAGAUCCUGUAAAGGUGAAAGGCCUUUCUCUUGGAGGUCAGCAUGGGGCUGGAGAACAAGAUGAUGAGCUGGUGGGGAACUUUCCUUCAUUCAUUCGGAAUGCUGUCCUGGGCAAGAAGAGGCCCCUGGGCAACCUGGGGGACCUGAGCAGGAAUAGUGGAAGCGUAAGAACUGGCUUUGAUGGGCUUGGAGGAAGAAGCAAGUAUAUUCAACCUACUGACCCAUCUAUCAUCCGUCCACUGACUGUAAAGCCAAAGGCCAGGCGCAAGGUGGUAUCAAGGCCAGCAGCUCCCUCUGUCCAGCCUAGGUUGGAUACUUUCCUGAGAUAAACCAGAGUCCCAUUUUGGGGCCAGAACUCACAAGAAAGCCCAGUGGGCAUUCUCCCUUUCUCUCCAGGCUUCUGAGAGAUAAGGUUGCCCUUUGGCAUGGGAGCAGGAAUAGAGAAGCUUCUGUAAGCCCUGAUGCCCCCUGGGUGGAGGGCAUUACUGUCCAGUGCCACAUCUGCUAUCACUCGCUGGGGCAUCCCAGACAGCCAUCCAGGGUACUUACUGCUUGAGGUUCCCGAAAGGACUCUGAGAAUAAGUUCUUACUCCUCCCAUACCCUCCAGAGCUCACAGCUGCCCCCACCACAACACAGACAUGUCAACUCUGACUGUGAUUUAAAGUGAUGCCUUUUCUCACUGUGGUUCAGCUUUUCCCUCCGCAGGGCCCAGGCAGGUCAGACUGGUACUUUUUAACUCCUCCAUGGCUCAGGGCUUUGAUUCUCUUACCACCCCCUCCCCGACUCAUCCCGUGCCCAAAUGUCUCCCUGAUUAAUCGAGUGCAGCUUUUCCUCCUUGUGACCAGAACGGAGCCUGGAGCCCAGGCCAUACCAGCAGAUGCUUGGCCUUUGGGACUUGCUCUCCUGGCUGGUCUGCAGAGGGUGAAGUGGGGAUUGUUGCCUGAUUUCUUGGGAGGUGGUAAGCUGGGGUUGCAGUAAAGUAUAAUGGGCCACGUAGUGUUCUUGCGAGGACCCAUGUAAAAUAAAGGCAGUUUCACAAA